CGUAUAUAAAGCCGGCCGAACUGCGUCAUAACAUCAGUUUACAACUAGACGAGCUAAAGGAAAGCAGCUGCUGAUAUAUACCAAAUAAAGUUUGUUUGUGAAAAAAAGUAUUUGUAUAAUUUGGAUUAUUUCCACUAUAUCAGAUUACUCAUUUGAACCAUGUCUCUCGUACCAUUGUUGUUUCACGAUUGGUGGGAGGAUUACGACCAUCCAAUGCGCCUCAUGGACCAACAUUUCGGAAUGGGCCUAAAUCGAAAUGAUCUUAUUACUAAUCUGCGGGCAACUCCAUCCCUCUUCCGUGGCGGUUAUUACAGACCUUGGAGGAAUGAAAUUACUGCUGACGAUUCCUCGUCGACCAUCGUUGCUGACAAAGAUAAAUUCCAAGUGACCUUAGACGUUCAGCAAUUCAAACCAAAAGAAAUCACCGUAAAAACAAAGGACAAUUGCGUAAUUGUGGAAGGCAAGCAUGAAGAAAAACAAGAUGAGCACGGAUAUAUUUCCCGUCAUUUUGUUCGACGAUAUGUCUUGCCCAGAAAUCACGAUGCUGCCGAUGUAGUAUCUAGUUUGUCCUCGGAUGGAGUAUUGACCAUAACAGCGCCCAAGAAGGCCCUUCCAGCUGCAGCAGAACGAGUGGUCCCCAUUACCCAAGCCGGCCCAGCCAAAGAGCAACAGGCCAUUAAGAAAUAAGUCUGUUUGAUACAGAAGACUGAGUAUUUCAUUCCGAUGAUUCAUUAAUGAAGUAUUAUUUUUUAUUUAAUACACUUUAUUAGUGUACGU
Molecule: messenger RNA, 777 nt
Organism: Ctenocephalides felis (cat flea)
Lineage: Eukaryota; Metazoa; Arthropoda; Insecta; Siphonaptera; Pulicidae
Product: protein lethal(2)essential for life-like
Exons: 3
Coding region: 160-687 (175 amino acids)
Biological process (GO): protein refolding; response to heat
Molecular function (GO): protein folding chaperone
Source: RefSeq, a predicted model, not a curated record